UCCCCGUCUCCCUCCCCGCACUGAUAACUAAUGCUGGGUCCGCCCUUCAUCCUCACCCCUGAUCAUUGACCAUUCAGACCUCUUCACUGCUCUACUCAUUAAUCAAUUACAAUUUCACUACGACACUCCACCUCUACACCAGUAUGUCUAAGGCCGUCUUCCUCACCAAGACCGACGGCAAACCCGGCCAAGUCUACUAUCCCCUGUCCGUGCAGACCCGGGCCCAGCCCACCCCGCAGGGCCGCGAGUUACUCAUCAAGGUGACCGCGGCCUCGCUCAACCACCGCGAUGUCUUCCUGCGUCAACAUCUGUAUCCCGGGGUUACAUCUGAUGUGCCCCUUGGCGCGGAUGGCGUUGGGAUCGUCGUCGGCGCGGGCUCAGAUGUUGCUGAUCCGCAGCGCUGGCAGGGAAAGCGAGUGAUCCUGAAUCCCGGGGUGGGAUGGGACAGCUCGCCUGAUGGGCCGGAGGAUCCCAAGGGGUAUCGGAUCAUGGGCGGGACCAAAUUGUACAACAAGGGCACGUUGCAGGAGUAUUUGACUCUCGAAGAGUCGGAGGUCGAGGAGGCACCGGAGCAUUUGUCGGAUGCGGAGGCCGCGGCGCUUCCGCUCACUGGAUUGACUGGGUGGAGGGCGUUGGUGGUGAAGGCCGGGGAGAGGAACUCGGGCAAGGGAGCGGCGGUUCUGGUGACGGGGAUCGGAGGUGGUGUGGCUCUCAUGGUGUUGCGGUUUGCCGUGGCGAGAGGGGCCGACGUGUAUGUGACCAGUUCGAGCGAGGAGAAGAUUCAAAAGGCAAUUGAGCUGGGUGCAAAGGCUGGUGUGAAUUAUAAGGAGGAAAGCUGGGAGAAGAAGUUGUUGAAUUUGCUCCCCCCUGGCAAGGCGGCUUUCGAUGCGGUUAUCGACGGUGCUGGAGGCGAUACGAUCGAAAAGGCUGUCAAGUUACUCAAGGCUGGCGGGAUUCUCUCCGUCUAUGGAAUGACGGUUGCUCCUAAAAUGCCGUUCCUGAUGCAGGCGGUGCUGAAGAAUAUUGAGGUUCGUGGUUCCACGAUGGGCUCGCGCAAAGAGUUCGGAGAAAUGGUGGAGUUUGUCAGGACGCAGAAGAUCCAGCCCGUCGUCUCGCGUGUGCUUCAGAGUGACCUGAGCGAUAUUCCGGCACUCGACGAUCUUUUCCAGGAUAUGAAGGAGGGCAAACAGUUCGAUCUCUUCCGUUACUUCUUUCUCGGCGUUGAAUUAUGGCGCAUAAUCACGUUUGCUCUUUCCCUGUGUCGAUGCGCUGCUGCGCUGUCGCACGGUCAACCGUGUUUUCACCUAAGCCUGACCCUCCAUAACAUCAUUACACACAGUGCCAUCGUUAUUUAGUUAGCAGCACAGUUCAUCUUUCAUACCAAAGAAGACUCCCGAACCACUCAUUCAUCCUUUAGCCUCUAGUCCUUCGAUUUCCUGCGACCGAAUCACCAUCAUGGACGCCGAGCUUGUCCUGCGAUAUGGACCUGGCAUGUCCUUCUAUCGGGCUCAGAUACAGUCGGAAGAAGACCUGACACAUGCUGAUAGUAAUUCCUCAAACUUAUCCCUGAAGGUAGGUUAGCUCAGUCAAGCUCGAGAAAACAAGGCGAAGAA
Aspergillus homomorphus CBS 101889 is the source of this 1613-nucleotide messenger RNA. Its product is annotated as putative alcohol dehydrogenase. The coding region runs from base 144 to 1355 and encodes 403 amino acids. The transcript has 3 exons. Gene Ontology annotation, molecular function: oxidoreductase activity. Lineage: Eukaryota; Fungi; Ascomycota; Eurotiomycetes; Eurotiales; Aspergillaceae. The record is from RefSeq and is a predicted model, not a curated record.